Messenger RNA from Amyelois transitella, 1948 nucleotides. Its product is annotated as sodium-independent sulfate anion transporter-like. Gene Ontology annotation, cellular component: membrane. Gene Ontology annotation, molecular function: sulfate transmembrane transporter activity. Bases 87 to 1838 code for a protein of 583 amino acids. NCBI's taxonomy places the organism in Eukaryota, Metazoa, Arthropoda, Insecta, Lepidoptera, Pyralidae. The record is from RefSeq and is a predicted model, not a curated record. The transcript has a single exon. Gene Ontology annotation, biological process: transmembrane transport.
AACUGAUAUCGAUUGGACGCAGUAUCCAUACCCUUUGGACAGUAUGAAUUCAGUAAAGGAAGUAAAAAGUAGUGUUUAAACCGAAAAUGACAAUCAAUACAGGAACUGUUAUACGCCAACGCCUAAAAAGAUGUGGCAAAAAUAUGUGCAGUGUGAAAACAUUGAAGAAACGUCUACCUAUAAUUGAGUGGCUUCCAAAAUAUUCAGUUUCUUUUUUAAUACAAGAUGUAAUUGCUGGGAUUACUGUUGGAUUAACAGCUAUACCACAAGGCAUUGCUUAUGCAGUAAUUGCUGGACUACCACCAGCAUACGGAUUAUAUGGCUCAUUAACAACAGGAAUUGUAUAUAUGAUCUUUGGUAGCUGCAAAAGUGUAACAGUGGGACCCACUGCUAUUAUAUCGACGCUAACCGGAAAAUAUGUGAGUGGAUAUUCACCAGACUUUGCCGUUUUAGCAGCGUUUCUCACAGGCAUAGUGCAAUUAAUCAUGGGCAUUUUUAAACUAGGAUUUCUAGUGCAAUUCAUAUCCAUGCCAGUUAUUAAUGGAUUCACUACAGCUAGUGCAAUGCAAAUUGCUGCGUCUCAAUUGAAACCAUUAUUGGGUCUUAGUGGAUCAUCUGGACACAAUUUUAGAGAGUCAAUAGGAAACUUUUUUGUCAAUUUCACAACAAUACAACUAUGGGAUAGUGUAUUUGGAUUUACGACAAUUGCAAUUCUAAUACUAUUGAAGAAAGCCGGCGAUGGAUGUAAAAGAACUGACAGAUUACUGAAAAGAAUGCGAUGGUUUAUCUCAUUGUCAAGAAAUGCUGUCGUUGUGAUUAUUGGAAUAGCGGCGGCUUAUAUUAUUAAAAUCAGGUGGGAUAGUGAACCAGCAGCUUUGAUUGGUGAAAUUGGAAAAGGUCUACCGAGCUUUGGAUUGCCACCUUUUUCCAGUGUUGUUGGGAACGAAACAUACAAUUUUGUUGAAAUGCUUGAAGUUCUUGGUGCUAAAGCAAUUAUAUUACCACUCGUUGGCAUCUUAGAAUCAGUCGCAAUAGCAAAAGCUUUUGCCGAUGGACUUCAAGUAGAUGCUACUCAAGAACUUAUUGCUUUAGGACUUUGUAAUGUAGUCGGCUCUUUUGCAAGUAGUAUGCCGGUUACUGGAUCUUUUACAAGAACGGCCCUCAAUCAUGCUUCUGGUGUGCAAACACAAGCCGGAGGAAUUGUUUGUGUAAUUAUUAUAGUAACAGCUUUAACCUUACUUACAUAUACAUUCACUUUUAUUCCAAAAGCAACAUUAGCAGGUUUGAUUAUAACUGCCAUGUUUUAUAUGCUACACGCCGACAUUGUAGUUCGACUUUGGAAAUUUACCAAAAGAGAAUUCUUCUUGUUUAUUUUUACAAUCUUAAUUUGCUUAUUUGUGGGUUUAGAGUACGGAAUAAUUUCUGGUAUAAUAAUGGAAGCAGCUAUGUUAAUGUACAUCACAGCUAGACCAACUGUAGAUGUGGAUACAAUAAAAAAUGAAAGUGGUGAAUUUAUAGUUUUAUCAUUGGCUGACAGAGUUGCUUAUUGUGCUGCUGAACAUGUACGAAAAAUUAUCAUAGAUUUAUCAUUUACAACUGAUGCGACUGCUGUUCUUGUUGUUGAUGGGUCAAACCUUCGCAGUAUGGAUAUCACAGUAGCAGAUAAUUUGGCGUCAGCUGCUAUUGAUUUUGAAAAAGGUGGUCGUAAAAUUUUAUUCUCAAAUUUUGAUCCUCAUCUGAAAGAUAUGUGUAUUGAUAUUAAUCCUAUUGUAAAAAGUUGUUUCGUAAGUACGUCCAAUUUGGAUGAAUUGACAGCAGCAAUCUAUAAAGAAGUAUAAGAUAAAACUAUAAAUUUAAUAGAUAAUGGUUGAUGUAAGAUAAUUAAUAUGAACGUUGUAAAUACAGAUUCGUUAACAUACGUCUUUAUUUUGUAUGAAAAUGAAUAAAU